AUGUUCACCGAGACAUCAAGCGUUAUGAGCGUUGGUGGGAUAGAAAUUCCAUCAUUAAACGGAAAGACAUGCACCGUCCACGCCCUCGGCGCCCUCCAAGACGACGUCCCAAACAUCCUCUCCGCCUUCACCACCUGCAACAACGGCGGCACCAUCAUCUUCCCCUCCACCGAAAACUACUACAUAGCCUCUCAACUACACCCUAUCCUGUCGCACGUAACUAUCGAAUGGCGCGGGACCUGGACAUUGUCCGAUAAUCUAACCCAUUGGAGAGACACGAACAACACCAUUCCGAUACAUUUUCAGAAUCACCACGCCCAGUUUACGAUCUCGGGGGAUCAUAUUCAUAUCCAUGGACACGAUACGGGGCGGUUGGAUGUUAAUGGGAACGCGUGGUAUGAUGCCGAGCAGGCUGUCACGCAGCCGGUCCGACCGAUGAAUUUUGUGUGGUGGAACGCGAGUGAGGUUUUGGUUGAGCAUUUUUCGGUCAUCGAUCCUCCGUUGUGGUCUAUCAACUUGAUGAAUGUUUCCAAUGCUUGGUUUCACGACAUUUAUGUUAAUGCCACGGCCGUCAAUGCGCCGUACGAUGCUCUCUGGGUCCAGAAUACGGAUGGUUUUGAUACACUAGAUUGUAAUAAUGUGAAAUUGACGAAUUUCGUGUAUCAAGGUGGUGAUGAUUGUAUUGCCAUCAAGCCGAGAUCGUAUAAUACCUACGUUCAAAAUGUAACUUGCCACGGCGGCAAUGGGAUAGCAAUUGGAUCUUUGGGACAGUAUCAAGAAGACUCCUCUGUUAUCAAUGCUUGGAUCAAGGAUGUCAAUAUCUUGAUUCGUAAUACUGAUAUGCAUAAUUCGGCGUAUAUCAAGACGUGGAUGGGAGCCUCUCUGCCUCAAUCUAGCUAUAAUAGUGCUGGUCUUCCGAAUGGAGGCGGAUGGGGUGUUGUGCAAAAUUUGCGUUUUGAGAACUUCUGGGUUCAAGGAGCAGCCCUAGGACCAAGCAUCACGCAAGACAACGGCGACAACGGAUCCUAUGCCGGGACAUCCAAGAUGGAGAUCUCUAAUAUCGCUUUUGUGAACUUCACAGGCUAUACUUUGGCAACGAGCAAUGAAACAGCUAGUAUCAGUUGCAGUAAUGUGCAUCCAUGUUUCAAUAUUGCGUUGCAAAACGUUACGCUGGCGCCGAGUAAGAAUGGCACGGAAGUAGAGGCGUACGGAAGUUGUGAUUAUACGGCGAAGAAUGGGGUUACGGGGAUGAUUGGACAUGGAUGUUAG
This is a messenger RNA of Mollisia scopiformis, 1269 nucleotides long. Its product is annotated as putative galacturan 1,4-alpha-galacturonidase C. Bases 1 to 1269 code for a protein of 422 amino acids. The record is from RefSeq and is a predicted model, not a curated record. The transcript is spliced from 6 exons. Gene Ontology annotation, biological process: carbohydrate metabolic process. Gene Ontology annotation, molecular function: polygalacturonase activity. Lineage: Eukaryota; Fungi; Ascomycota; Leotiomycetes; Helotiales; Mollisiaceae.